AUGGAUGCAACUGUUGAAUUUCCGCAAUCAUUUGUCCGACCAUGGAAGGAACUACUCCAAUCGCGACGCGACGAGCAACAGGAUGAUUUCCCAAGCUACUACGUCAACAAUGUCGACUCCCUUAUUACGACAAGCUCGCCUAAGUCGUUAUACGUUGGAACGGGCCACUCCAUUUACACGCGCGCUCUUCUACCAGCUAUUCUGAGCGCCAAACAUAGCGUCCAACUUAUUACAUGCUACUGGGCUGCGUCUCCCUCCCUUGAUGCCAUUCGUGACACAAUCGAGAAGCUUGCGACAGCGCGUAUUGAGUCCAAUGUCCAAACCCGUCUACGAAUUACGAUAGGCUUCUCAUCCUUUGGGCUAUUUCAGAAGCUUUUGCACCCUGCGUCUCGAGAUGGUUACGUCUAUGAGCCCUCGAAAUGGUCCAAACUGGGUCUUCCGGAUCAGCAAUUACUCGAGAAUGCCGGCAUCGACCUCACCGUCAAGAGUAUCUUCUUCACGCCUCUAAGUGUUAUGCACCCCAAGUUUGUCAUCGUCGAUGGGAAAAGGGCUUGGAUCCCAAGCUGUAAUGUUAGCUGGGAGCGAUGGUUCGAAGGUUGUGUGGAGGUUGAGGGCGCCAUCGUGGAUCGACUUUUGGCCUUUUAUGACCGUGUUUGGGCACAAGGUGAUGAGCCUCAACGAAUAUCAGACGUUCAGAACGAUUCACAAACAGGGACUGAGGCGUCGCCCCGACUACCUGCCAGCGCCGAAGCUUCAGCAACACAAGCGAUUGCCUUCCCUGCUGAAGGCCCUGUCCCGACCAUCUUUCUACCUUCACCACAUCAUCGCAACCCCAAAUUCUCCUUCUUCCCCUUCUUGUCACAGAAGGACCCUCCAAUGACUCCUCUCAACGCAGCGCUUCUCACACUAUUCGCCAACGCUCAGCGACGAAUUAUUAUCCUUACCCCCAACGUCACCUCAUGGCCUGUUGUCGACAGCCUGUUAGAUGCGCUUGCUCGUGGAGUUGAUGUUCAGAUCAGGACAAGCAAGGGAAUGAUGUUAAUCGAGCAACUGGUUACUGCGGGUACUACAACAUCGUGGUGUUUGAACAAGUUCAUCCAGAGAUACAACGCUCUCGUCAAUCAGCCGCGACCCUCGGACCCAGAAGCACAAGCACAGACGCCUGGCAAGUUGGAGAUCUUUUACUACAAACAGCUUGACGCUAGACGUGACGAAGAAGACGAGCCGGUCGUGAGCCACUUCAAGAUGACUCUCGUGGAUGAUGAGUAUCUGGUACUGGGUUCCGGAAACAUGGACAGAGCAACACCUCUGGAACGACGUCCUCGAGAAGCGCGCCGAGGUCUUGUUCCAAUCGGAUCACCCUAA
Messenger RNA from Fusarium coffeatum, 1365 nucleotides. RefSeq lists its product as uncharacterized. Bases 1 to 1365 code for a protein of 454 amino acids. The transcript has 2 exons. The record is from RefSeq and is a predicted model, not a curated record. Gene Ontology annotation, molecular function: catalytic activity. NCBI's taxonomy places the organism in Eukaryota, Fungi, Ascomycota, Sordariomycetes, Hypocreales, Nectriaceae.